UUAUUUGAUAUUUUAAGCAAUGAUUUGGUGAAGGACUUCUGGGACAUUCAAAAACUCAUGUCACCAUUUCAUCCUGAAUUCCUGGCAUUUUUCAUUUUGCUAAUUCCUAUCUAAAUCACCUAUCUUCUUUCCAGGCACCACCUCCGUGGAGCUUCCGCUCUGGGUUCGAGGGGUGUCAGGUGCUUGACGUCAGCGGCCUCAUGACUUGGGACUAGCCUCGAAGAGCUUCAGCAUUGCUGUCAUUCCAGCCUGCGGUGGCAGAUAGGACACCGACAAGAUGUCCGGAGGGAUCUUCUCGCCUUUGGAUAACUUGUACGACCCGGACAGCGCCAAUUGCCACCCGCUGGUGUGCCACCUGUGCCAAGAGCAGUAUGAGCAGCCGUGUCUACUGGACUGUUACCACACGUUCUGUGCGAGCUGUCUGCGGGGGAGAGCUGUGGACAGCCGUCUGACCUGCCCUCUCUGCGGACAUCAGACGAUCGUGAAAGGCAUCAGCGCGCUUCCUCCGGAGGACCGUCUGCUCAAGUUCCUGGUGGACAACUCAGCUGAGUGUGAGGAGACCGUUCAGUGUGCCAACUGUGACCUGGAGUGCAAGAAGCAGGAUGUGGAUGCAAUGUAUUAUUGCAACACUUGCAGCCAGCCACUUUGCCGAGAAUGCAGGGAAGUCACCCACAAGGCCAAGAUGUUCUCCCGCCACGAGAUCGUUUCCCUGGCCAAGCGCACCAAGGAGGUCCACAAAAAGUGCUCUUUGCAUGAAGAACUCUACAUUAUGUUCUCCACAGAGAAGAAGUCAAUGCUGUGCAUCAACUGUUUCAGAGACAUGCAAGUGGAGAACCGAGCGCACUGCAUUGAUAUUGAGACGGCGUAUAUCCAAGGCUGUGAAAAACUGGACCAGGCCGUAUUAGCUGUGAAGGAGCUGCAGAGUUCGGCACGCGAAGCCAUCGUCCUGCUCAAGGCCAUGAUUGGGGAGGUGCGGGUCAACGUGGUCGAGGAGGAGAGCGCCAUUAAUACACUCUUCAACAGCAUGCAGGAGAAACUGGCAGAGAGGAAGAAGAUUCUGUUAAAAGCUGCUCAAAGCCAACACGAGGAGAAGGAGAGGGCUUUCAAAGAGCAGCUUUCACACCUGGCCGCCCUCCUUCCCACACUGCAGGUUCAUCUUGUCACGUGUUCUGCCUUCCUCAGCUCAGCUAACAAGUUUGAGUUCCUAGACAUGGGAUACCAACUGAUGGAGAGGCUCAAGAAGAUUGUGAAACUGCCCCACAGACUGAGGCCGUCGCAGAGCAGCAAGAUCAACACGGAGUACCGGUCCGAGUUCGCCCGCUGCCUGGAGUCUCUGCUGCACCUGGGCCAGCGGAGGUCCAUGUCCACCUCUGGAGGCAUUUGCGGCUUGAGCCUCGGGAAUGCCUGCGGGCUACUGCAGUCCUCCCUGUCGGUGCCCUGCCACUCUCCCUCCAUCAGCGACAUGUCGCUCGGCUCCCCGGCGGUCCGCAAGCCCACCUCCCACCGCUACAUCAGCACCAAGGUAUUGCUGGCGGAAGGUGGAGAGACCCCCUUCACCGAGCACUGCCGCAAUUAUGAGAACAGCUACCGCACUCUCCAGAUGGAGAUCCAGAAGCUGAAGGAUCAGGUGCAGGAGAUGCACAGGGACCUGACCAAGCACCACUCCCUCAUCAAGACUGACACCAUAGGGGAGAUCCUGGAGAGGGCCCUGCGAGUGGACGGCCGCAUCACGUCCCAGUACUCUGCAGUGGAGACCAUGAGGACCAUGUUUGAGGAGAUUUGGGAGGAGACGUUUCAGCGUGUCGCCAACGAGCAGGAGAUUUAUGAAGCGCAGCUCCAUGACCUCCUGCAGCUGAAGCAGGAGAACAGUUACCUGACCACCAUUGCCAGACAGAUCGGCCCCUACAUCCGCUCCAUAGCCAAGGUGAAGGAGAGGCUCGAACCCAGGCUGAAGGAGUCAAAGGACCUUAAAGACGACCGCACCGAGACCAUGUUGAACAUCUACGAGGACGGCACCAUAACUGCUGAUGCACAACUCAGAAAUGACCUGGCCUGCACUGCGGAUGACAACCGAGACAAGGUCCUGGACAACCGCUCCCUCAACAUCCUGUCUGAUGACCCUUCGCUCAAGAGCAAGGACUACUUCUGGCCCGGGAAGCAGAAGAACGGUCCGGAAGGGCCUACGCGCAAGGAGAUGCCUUUAUAAACCAGGUGGUGGGCUCCAUUCAUCCAGAUGACUUGGGAGACACCACUGCAAUAGAGGUUCUGGGUAGACUAGUUACCUUACAUAGUAACCAUCAUAUGGAAGAGAUUCAAGGGACACCCAGUCCAACCGACAGGGAACAACAUGAUCGUUUCCAUGUUGUAGAUUUCCCUUCCAUGUUGUAGAUUUCCCUUCCUGUGUUGUUCUGCAUUCGUAAAAUGAAGAAUUAGUAUCAGCACAUGAACACCAAGCUAUAACCAUGGACUGGAGUAUCAGUAUAACUUUCAUAACACAGACAAUCUGUACCGACAUCUCCAGAAAUGUUCAUAGUGUGGUUCUGUCUGAUAUAUAUUUUAUUUAAAACUUCUACAUGUUAAUGCUACACUAUCUCUAGUCAUAAAGGCAUAUUUCUCAUCUGUGAAGUAUGGCGCAUUAAAUAUGCUUUGUAGAUAAUCGAGUGCCAUAAUCAGCAAACGGCUGAGCGAUUUUUGAUUGUAAAG
Messenger RNA from Scleropages formosus (Asian bonytongue), 2703 nucleotides. RefSeq names its product ring finger protein 207b (gene rnf207b). NCBI's taxonomy places the organism in Eukaryota, Metazoa, Chordata, Actinopteri, Osteoglossiformes, Osteoglossidae. Gene Ontology annotation, biological process: regulation of heart looping; regulation of cardiac muscle contraction. Gene Ontology annotation, cellular component: perinuclear region of cytoplasm. Bases 278 to 2206 code for a protein of 642 amino acids. The record is from RefSeq and is a predicted model, not a curated record. Gene Ontology annotation, molecular function: Hsp70 protein binding; zinc ion binding; transmembrane transporter binding. The transcript has 19 exons.